GGUCGGGGGUAGCACAUAGUGAGAGUCCUGGCGGUCUGUACACAUAUAUAUCUGUGUGUGUUGUAUGUGUUUGUGUGUGUGUAUAUAUAUAAGGUGUGUACGGCAGCAGACAGUCGCCACAGUCGAACGCGCCACCUCGCGCCGCCAGCAACUCGGCCGUUUCACGUUGCUCCUAGUUGUGUCUCAGUUGACAACAAUUUUUUCGAUUUCCCCAUCAGGAUCGAAUUUUUUGGAAACAAUUUCAGACAGUGUGUGUGUCGUUCAAGUGUCGGAAGUAUAUCACCAUGGAGCUCAACUUUGUCGCAAUCAUCAAGUGACCGGGUUCGAUUCUUUUCAAAAGAAACUUUUGCAAUUCUCCCAGGCGAUCCUAUUAACACGGGAAAGUUUUGAAAUCCUGCCGCGACAGCUGCACAAGGAAUAAAACUAACGAGACUCAGGAGCCCUGGAGAGACUAUACCAGUCGGUUGGAAAUCAAUUUCAUUUGAGACACACACGCGCGGCCAAAAGAUGGAUGAGGAGGCCGAACAGCAGCUGACCGCUCAGUUAUCCGGCGGAGGAGGCCAGCAGCAGCAGCUGGAUGCGACGACGGCCUCAGCAUCGCCUGCCAGCCACCAGCAGCGAAGGUCUUUAGCUUCGCUCCUGUCCAUCAAACGGGAGCCCAGGAGACCCAAGACGCCGUCCGUCGUCGUUACCGACGAAACGACUCACCUGUCGGAGCUGACGGCCAUUCCGGUGACGAGUCGAAUCAGUUUGAGCUUCAAGAACAAAUCGAAUAAAGGAGCAGCGACGUCGGCCACUUCUUGUACGUCUCCGGCCGGUUCGUGCGGCGGUGGCGGUGACGGCCAUCACGCUAGCGGCUCCCGAACGACGGCCAUGGCCGUCAAUGGGGGAACUCUCGAGAGUAUCGUAGCUCUCGAAUCGGCAGAUCCGACAGCGGCAACCACGGCGACGGCCAGUGACGUCACAACGUCAUUAACAGUCCCAGUCGAGGCUUCGGCGACGGUCACGACGGGAUCGAGCGGCUCAUCACCGGCCACUACACCUCAACUGUCGCUUCUACGUCGCUGCUGUCACGAACGCGUCCGCAAAUCGAUAUGGGGCGUCGUGAUCAUGUGCAGCGUGUCGGCAGCCUGGGUGGGAGCCACCCACCUCCUGAAAUCCACAUUCCGGACCGUCCAUCAUGUGGCGGCCGUCCUGGUCGUCCAGCACGUCGCCGACAGCAGCGCCGCCGGUGGCGCCAACUAUUCGGCCGUGGGCACCACCUUGACGGCCACUUCCACCACCACCACGCCCAUUUACCCAGACAUUUACCCUCACCACUACGACGAUUCUGGUGAACAUCAGCAAGAGCCGGUGAAACCCCUGGGCGAAGAGUACACGUACGACGCGUCGUUUUUCAGCACCUGGACCAUGACGGCCUGGACGUCGCUCUUCCUGCCGCUCUACGCUCUUUGCUGCGCGCUCAGUUGCCGCUUCAGUCCGCGCCAAUUGGCCGCAGAGCUCAGAGAUUCCGUCCUGGCAUUCCGUGACAAAGGAUUCACAUUAGGGACUUUUAUCGGACGCUGUUGCCUCUUUUGUCUACUGUGGGUCGGGACCAAUUGGAUGUACAUGUACGCCCUGAGCGUUUUAGACGCUACCGACGUCAUGGCACUUUUCGCCACCAACGUAUCGUUCGUCUACCUCCUCUCCUGGGUCGUCCUCCACGACCAAUUCGUCGGCCUACGAAUUGUGGCCGUCAUUUUGUGUAACACGGGUAUUGCUCUGCUGGCCUACAUGGACGGCAUAACUCGAUCGCCGACGCUGGGCGGAGUCGUCCUAGCGGCCGCCGCAUCCGCCGGAUCCGCAGUUUACAAAGUGUCGUUCAAACGGAUUUUCGGCGAGGCCACUUACGGUCAGGUGUCGUUCUUCUUCUCGCUGAUUGGACUCCUCAAUGUCGUCCUCUUAUGGCCGGUCGUCUUAUUAUUACACUUUACCGGGCUGGAAGUCAUCACUUGGAAUCGAGUGCCUUGGAUCCAGCUGGCUGUCGCCGGAACACUUUCCCUCGCUGCCAACUUGCUGGGCAACUUCGGACCGGCUUUAACUUACGAGGUUUUCAUUCAUCUCGGUCUGGUGCUGGCCAUUCCAGUCUCUGCAGUGCUUGACGUCAAUCUCAACGGGGUCGUUUUCGAAGGCAUGAAAUUGGCUGGGACAAUCAUGAUCGUCAACGGCUUUCUCUUGGUUCUACUGCCGGAAAACUGGCCCGAUUACUUGACCCGUUUGCUCAGAUGGGGGAGACAUUUGAAUCAUCACCCGGGACUGCCGACGACGGCGCCCGUCGACCUACGGACGGGUUACAUAAGCCGCUCGCAUUUGCGUUCGCCGUCGGGACGGGUCAGGUGACUGUCAAAGAUCAAAGAGACCGGACCGAGUCUGUCACCACCUUCAUCUUCAAAGGGUUUGACACCGGAGAGAAUAAGACGUGCGUCCAACAUUCCAGAUGAUCCAAUGCUCCGCAGCAACGAAAAAGAAAAUUGAAAAAAAAAACGUGAAUUUUAUUUUACUACUAUUUUUUCAAAUUUUAUUUAAAUUUGAUAUUUUUUCGAAGGGGGAAAAAUCGUCCAUUUUUUUAUCUCGCCAUCUGUCUCAUUGUUCUCGAAAAUUGCGCAAUCGAUACUGUUUGAAAUGUUGGCCGUUAGAUGGCUGUCGUGUCUACUUUGUCUCAACAAAUUCAAUGUUCCGUUCGACCGUUAGAUGGCAGCCAAAUUCCGAUUGUCUAGCAAUAAUCAAUUGAAUACUACUCCCCAAAGCCAAAAAAACAAGAAGCAAUUUUUGCUGUUGCUUUCUCUUCUAUAAAAAGACAAAAAGAAAAUGUUAUAUGUCCAACAUAAAAAAAAAAAAAUCAAUUGUGUAAAUAAUCGACGUUGCCCGUUCGAUGUUGUUGCUGUUAUUUCAAAAUGCUGUCGAAAAAACCAAAAAAACUCCGUGUGUCUAGUUGUUGUUGUUUCUCAACCGGUUGUGUUACGAGUCCAAACUGGAUAAAAUUCCCCGCGAAUUUCAAAAGAAAUCAGAUAUCCCAAGACAAAUUAAGUAGUAAAAUUUAUUCUGACGAGAUGGAAAUCUAUCCAGACGUAUACAAUCUCUAUUUUUGCGAGCCGCGGUUCACGUAACAUCGUCGAUAGAAAUCAAAUCACACAGACACAAAACAAUCCGACGUCAUUAUCGAAAUAAUUUGACUGUGCCAAAAAAAGGAGACAAAGACGGAAAUGCAUCAAACGACCGAAUCGAAUAAAGAUUCCUAUCAAAGAAAAUUGUAACGUGAAAUAAUAAAAUAAAAAAUAAAAUAAAAAUACACCGUGAAACUUUCCAAAAUAUUUAUCCUUAUCGCGCAGAUUUUCCGCGCUUUUUUCAAAAAAAUAAAAACUAAAAUAUCCCAACAUUUCUCUCUAACUCCUUAGGCUAUGCGCACACAGUAGUUUGAUUCUCUUGCCUGAUGCCAAAACGACAGGUUGAUUUGAAUUUGCAAUUGCUGUGUGUAUGUGUUCGCAUUGUUUGCGUGCGUAAUCCUAUCCUGUCGA
Messenger RNA from Daphnia pulex (common water flea), 3554 nucleotides. Its product is annotated as putative thiamine transporter SLC35F3. The transcript has 12 exons. NCBI's taxonomy places the organism in Eukaryota, Metazoa, Arthropoda, Branchiopoda, Diplostraca, Daphniidae. The record is from RefSeq and is a predicted model, not a curated record. Bases 508 to 2379 code for a protein of 623 amino acids.